AUGAAGUUGCGAGAAACCCUGUACCAGGUACUAUUCAGGCGGAAAAACGAGGAUGACAUAGAUGACCCGGACAAAGAGAAAUUGGCCAGGGUUCUCAAUUUGGUGGACCUGACCGCACUUGGCGUUGGGUCCACGUUGGGCGUGGGCGUCUACGUGCUCGCCGGAAAUGUUGCCAGAAUAGAAGCUGGUCCAGCCGUCGUGCUGUCGUUCGUUUUGGCUGCCUUCGCGUCGGCUCUCGCAGGACUGUGUUACGCAGAAUUCGCAGCGAGAGUGCCAAGAGCCGGGUCGGCUUACGUUUACAGUUACGUCGGUGUGGGUGAAUUCGUCGCGUUCGUCAUCGGAUGGAAUUUGAUACUUGAAUAUGUCAUCGGUACUGCAAGUGUCGCCAAAGCUUUCAGUAAUUACAUCGACGCGUUAUUGGACUACCCCGUGAAAACCACCAUGACCUAUCUGUUCCCCAUGAACGUCAGUUUUUUGGCCGACUACCCAGACGUUUUGUCGUUCAGUCUCGUGAUACUAUUAUCGAUUAUACUGGCAUGGGGAGUCCGCGAAUCUACAAUGAUCAACAACGUGUUUACAGUCGUUAAUUUAUUGACCGUGUUCACGGUCGUUGUAUCCGGAUUAUUCAAAGUAAAUUUGUACAAUUGGAGUAUACCGAAACAAGACAUCCCGAAGAGCGCGAAAGGUGGCGAAGGCGGUUUCAUGCCUUUCGGAUGGGCCGGAGUAACCGCGGGGGCUGCCAAAUGUUUUUACGGGUUCAUCGGUUUUGACUCCGUAGCUACUACAGGAGAAGAAGCGAAAAAACCGAAACGUGACAUUCCGUUGGCCAUCAUACUGUCGUUGAGCAUUAUAACGUUUGCAUAUUGCUGUAUCAGUUCGGUUUUAACUCUGAUGUGGCCGUAUUACGAUCAGGAUAUCGAUGCACCGUUCCCGUACGUCUACGAUAAACUUGGUUGGACGACGUUGAAAAUGAUCGUUUCAUCGGGCGCUAUAUUUGCUAUGUUUGCCAGUCUCUUAGCGAGCAUGUUCUCGAUGCCGAGGAUUCUGAUGACCAUGGCCGAAGACGGUCUCAUGUUCAGCAUGUUCUCGAUCAUUCACCCGAAGUUUAAGACACCACUAUUGGCCACUCUGCUAUCGGGUCUGUUGGCGGGUAUUAUCACGGCGCUAUUGAACCUCGAACAGCUGAUGAAUAUGAUGUCGAUCGGCACAUUGUUGGCGUACACGAUCGUGUGCAUUUGCGUGUUGAUAUUACGGUACAAAAACGAUCCAGAUAGCGACGAGUUCGUGAAAAAUCAGGUCAUCGACGAACCGGAGACCAGCAGUGGUUUCUUCAAGGUGGUGGACAAGUACUUUAACCUGUCCAACGUUGAUAACGCCAACAAAGAGACUGAGCGCGUAGCUACGACUAUCACUGUGUUGUACAUUUGCACAUCGGUGCUGUUCAGCUUUGUGACCGUACAACACGAGUGUGUGGCGACCAACCAUCCAUGGUGCGAUGGUAACUCAUCGGCCUUCCAACCAGGUUGUGUCUUAAACACCAACAACGCCACUACGCUUUUCAAACAAGGGUGCAUCGAAAACAGCAUCGCGACGUACACGAGUGCCAUUUUGGCCAUCGGGCUGUUGCUUCUGUUGCUGUUACUGACCAGACAACCCCAAUCGAACAAAAAACUUUCGUUUAAGGUCCCACUAGUUCCACUCAUUCCGUGCAUUAGCAUCUUGAUGAACGUUUACUUGAUGAUGAAACUCGAUAUAAUCACCUGGAUUCGUUUCAGUAUUUGGCUGACGAUCGGACUAUUCAUAUACGUACUGUAUGGCAUGAAUAACAGUGCUGAGGGCAUAAAGAGAAAAGGAGAGCCGAACAAUAGUCGGUCGAGCUCUGCAGAGCCGAUACACCAGAUUUCUUCCAUUAAUUUAUAA
This is a messenger RNA of Acyrthosiphon pisum (pea aphid), 1920 nucleotides long. Its product is annotated as high affinity cationic amino acid transporter 1-like. Gene Ontology annotation, molecular function: L-lysine transmembrane transporter activity; L-arginine transmembrane transporter activity; L-ornithine transmembrane transporter activity. Gene Ontology annotation, biological process: L-arginine import across plasma membrane; L-ornithine transmembrane transport. Gene Ontology annotation, cellular component: plasma membrane. NCBI's taxonomy places the organism in Eukaryota, Metazoa, Arthropoda, Insecta, Hemiptera, Aphididae. The record is from RefSeq and is marked predicted.